Molecule: messenger RNA, 1596 nt
Organism: Penicillium verrucosum
Lineage: Eukaryota; Fungi; Ascomycota; Eurotiomycetes; Eurotiales; Aspergillaceae
Exons: 4
Coding region: 1-1596 (531 amino acids)
Biological process (GO): DNA-templated transcription
Molecular function (GO): zinc ion binding; DNA binding
Source: RefSeq, a predicted model, not a curated record
AUGCUUGGGAUGACCGGCUAUGAGGCAUUCACCCCAUCAUUAUCUAGCGAGUCGCUGCAGCUGCACGAGGCCAUUGUGAGCCAAUCACAGUUCGUCACUGCACAGGUCAAAUCCAUUCAUUUUGAACAUUUCCACCAAGCCUGGCCCUUUCUACACGUUCCAACCUUUGCACCUGAAAAGCAGACAGAUCUGUUGACAAGUGCGGUGGCCAACCUAUCGAUGUGGAUGCAAAACGCCAGUCAUCACCAUCUGGUUCCAUACGAAAUCAAUCAGGAACUAACCAGAGCACUAAUGCCUACAAUUACGGAAGAAGGCUUGACAGAAAAUCAAUCGGCCGAUAUAACCUUACCCACCCUACAAGCAUUGGUCGUCACCUUGACCUAUGCGAUUCUCGGAGAUGCACCUGCAUCUACUUUGAAUUGGGCAGCACAGUGGACCGAUAUUGCCAUCUUCACUUUUCGACGGCUCGGUGUCUUGGAUGAUCGGUGGCACCCAGACCAACACCUACAAUCCGCCGAUGAGCGAUGGGUCCAGACUGAGGAGAUGAAACGGCUAGUAUACGCGGUUCUGCGCAUUGAUACUUAUUUGUGUAUUAUCCUUGACCGACCCCCUACCAUGCGGUACCAAGAGAUCAGACCACCACUGCCUGUGUCAGACGAUCUAUGGCGAGCAGAGACUAGAGCCGACAGAACCAACCUGCAUUGGUAUGAACCGGCAGUCCGAACCAAAAGUUCAUUUUCUACAAUGGUCUACGGCGGACUAGAGUCACGAGCCUUCAUCCCUGGGUACCUCCGAGUGCCUCACCUGACCCUUGAGGAUAAUCAUUUCAGUCUCUGUGCAUUCAUGUCCGAGAUAUGGUGUGUUUUGAAAGAGGCCCACGAGGAACGUCAUCGAACUUACCGCUCACCCGAAUUGAACCGCACGGCAGACCGAGUCAAGCUUUGGAAAGGCUAUCUCCAGGGCUGGCGAGUUCAUAUUGAGAAGACUGACAAGCUGGAAGACACAUUCUUCGGUGGAUUCAUAGGCAAUUGCAACCAUUUUCUCGGUCUCAAUCUUACCCUAUACCACGUUCUUUGUCUCAAGCUGUAUGCCAAUAUGAGGCUGCUCGAGCAUAGCAAAUGCUGUUCGGGUUGCCCGGAGGCCAACAUCGAAAAUGUCAUCAGUAUUUGGGCCCGAUCUUCAGACGGUCGUCAGGCAGUCUACCACGCCGCUCAAUUGAAGCGUAUCUACGAGCGCGAGAGCAAUAUUUACCGACUCAACGACCAAUCUCUGUGUAAUGUUCUAGGUCCUGCCAGUCUGUUGAACAGUGCUAUUGUCCUAUGCACAUACAGUGCCAAGGCGUCUAGGGUUAACACGCCUGACGGCGACACUGGUAUGGCAGCACCGGCUGAUGCAAUCGAGCUGAGUCGGUCGAAUCUGGUAGGCACCCCUGAAUUCGAGAAUUGGAUCUCCCAGGGUGGUCCCGCGACCGUGGACGGGGUCGCCUUGCAUCCUUUCUCGGUUCCCUGUUUCUCGUCAUGGCACCGUGAUCGGUUAGAAACACGUCCUGUCUACUCGUCGCGCUUGGUCACAUUCCUUCACACGUUAAAAUUUUGA